AUGUAUAAUGGAAGAACAGACUCUGUGGAGCAUGUUAGUUAUUUCAAUCAAAAGAUGGCUGUACAUUCCAAGAACGAGGCCUUGAUGUGCAAGGUAUUCCCAUCCAGCUUAGGGCCUGUAGCAAUGAGGUGGUUUGAUGGUCUGAGGGCAGGUUCCAUCGAUUCCUUCAAGGAACUCACUCAGGCGUUUGGAUCCCGUUUCAUUACGUGCAGCAGGGUUCCUCGACCUUUAGUUUCUUUAUUAUCCUUGUCCAUGAGAGAAGGAGGAACCUUGAAAACAUAUUCGGACAGAUAUUGGGAGAUGUUUAAUGAGAUAGAUGGUGAUUUUGAUGAUGUAGCUAUCAGCACUUUCAAGUUUGGCCUACCUGCCGAGCACAACUUAAGGAAGUCUUUGACUGGGAAACUUGUUAUCAGUAUCUGCCAGCUCAUGGAUCGGAUUGAUAAGUAUAAGAGGGUUGAAGAUGACUAG
This is a messenger RNA of Quercus lobata, 468 nucleotides long. RefSeq lists its product as uncharacterized. The record is from RefSeq and is a predicted model, not a curated record. The coding region runs from base 1 to 468 and encodes 155 amino acids. The transcript has a single exon. Lineage: Eukaryota; Viridiplantae; Streptophyta; Magnoliopsida; Fagales; Fagaceae.